This is a messenger RNA of Vidua chalybeata, 1106 nucleotides long. RefSeq names its product apolipoprotein A1 (gene APOA1). Gene Ontology annotation, biological process: lipoprotein metabolic process; lipid transport. The record is from RefSeq and is a predicted model, not a curated record. The transcript is spliced from 4 exons. The coding region runs from base 66 to 860 and encodes 264 amino acids. Gene Ontology annotation, molecular function: lipid binding; high-density lipoprotein particle receptor binding. Gene Ontology annotation, cellular component: extracellular region. NCBI's taxonomy places the organism in Eukaryota, Metazoa, Chordata, Aves, Passeriformes, Viduidae.
GGCGGAGCCCCGGCCGCUCAGACGGGACGAGCAGCAGCGCUAGAGAGAGCUGGUCCAGCGCGAAGAUGAGAGCCGUGGUGUUGACCCUCGCCCUGCUCUGCCUGACGGGCACCCAGGCCCGCUCCUUCUGGCAGCACGAUGAGCCCCAGGCACCCCUGGAUCGCCUCAGGGACAUGGUCGAUGUGUACCUGGAGACAGUGAAGGCCAGCGGCAAGGAAGCCAUUGCCCAGUUCGAGGCCUCCACCGUGGGCAAACAGCUGGACCUGAAGCUGGGCGAGAACCUCGACACGCUGGGCGCAGCCGCCGCCAAGCUGAGAGAGGACAUGGCCCCCUACUACAAAGAGGUGCGGGAGAUGUGGCUGAAGGACACCGAGUCCCUGCGCCAGGAGCUGACCAAGGACCUGGAGGAGGUGAAGGAGAAGAUCAAGCCCUUCCUGGACCAGUUCUCUGCCAAGUGGACGGAGGAUCUGGAGCAGUACCGCCAGCGCCUGGCACCCCUCGCCCAGGAGCUGAAGGAGCUGAGCAAGCAGAAGGUGGAGCUGCUGCAGCAGAAGCUGACCCCGGUGGCCGAGGAGGCGCGGGACCGUCUGCGCGGGCACGUCGAGGAGCUGCGCAAGAACGUGGCCCCCUUCAGCGAUGAGCUGCGGCAGAAGCUGAGCCAGAAGCUGGAGGAGAUCCGGGAGAAGGGCAUCCCCCAGGCCGCUGAAUACCAGGCCAAGGUGGUGGAGCAGCUCAGCAACCUGCGUGAGAAGGUGACGCCCCUGGUGCAGGACUUCAAGGAGCGCCUCACCCCCUACACCGAGACCCUCAAGGCCCGUUUCCUCAGCUUGCUGGAGGAGCUCCAGAAGAGCGUGGCCUGAGCUGCCGGCCGGCGCCGCCAGGGACUGACCCCAGCCCCUCCCCGCAGCCGCCCCGGUGCUCCCUGUCCUGCCCUGGGCACUUCUCCUCAGGGGGCUCUGGGGACAGGCUGCAGGAGCCCCGGGCCAGCCCAGCUCUAGGGUGUCCUCCCCAGAGACCCCCUCUUCCCCUAGACUUGCCUCCCCAACCCGGCGUCGCUCUCAGCUUUGUCUCCCUUUUGAGAAAUAAACUUGACUUAAGUUAUUGGA